This is a messenger RNA of Necator americanus (New World hookworm), 810 nucleotides long. RefSeq lists its product as uncharacterized. The coding region runs from base 1 to 810 and encodes 269 amino acids. Gene Ontology annotation, molecular function: glutathione transferase activity. The transcript is spliced from 9 exons. Gene Ontology annotation, biological process: glutathione metabolic process. The record is from RefSeq and is a predicted model, not a curated record. Lineage: Eukaryota; Metazoa; Nematoda; Chromadorea; Rhabditida; Ancylostomatidae.
AUGAGACCUUUACUCACAUCUGUAGUCCGACAACAGCAGGCGAGGAUCCUGACUCGAUCGCAGCAGCUUUCGGAACAGCAGUACGGAAGAGAAGAACUAUAUGACAAAAGGACCAGUUUCAUUUGUCUCUUUGCUCGUCAUCACGCUCCGCUAACAGCAGGCCAAGGUCAGCACGAUAAAAAUAUCAUAAGAAUGGAGUACAAGUUCUACUAUUUCCCCGGACGUGGACUCGGAGAGAUUUCUCGCCAGCUGUUCGCCUUGGCUGGUGUUAAAUAUGAAGACAUUCGCGUUAGCAAAGAACAUUGGCCACAGUAUAAGCCAAAGAUGCCAUUCGAGCAAAUGCCCGUCCUGGAAGUUGAUGGACAACAGAUCCCACAGUCGUUGGCUAUUGCACGCUACUUGGCACGAAAAUUCGGAUAUGCGGGAAAGACUCCCUACGAAGAAGCUAUUGUAGACGCAAUUGCGGAUCAAUACAAGGAUUUCUAUGUUCAAAUAAAAGAAUACUACUAUCCAGCCCUGGGACUUGCUGAAGGAGAUGUGGAAGCUGCAAAGAAAAACAUCUUGAUCCCUGCACGUGAUCGAUUCCUUGGCUACAUGACCAAUUAUCUCAAGAAGAGCAGCUCUGGUUUCCUCGCCGGCAACGAUCUAACAUAUGCUGAUUUGAUCAUCGCUGAGCACGUUUUUACUAUGCGUAGCGUGUUCCCGGAGUACACUGAGGGUUUCCCAGAGAUCGAAGCACACUAUGAGAAGGUCACCUCUGUACCGGCUCUCAAACACUGGAUGGAAACUCGCCCAAAAACUCAGUUCUAG